GAACCAUAUGCUGCUUUCACAACCUCGUUCUCGUUUGUGUUUCAAGUAGAUAUUAAGAAUGAGAUUUUUGUAGUCAAAACAAUUUAAAAAAAUGUUUAUAGCGCGAUGUAGAACGCCGUUGCGUUCCGGUUUAUUUACUUUUUCUCAAAAAUCUGUUUAUAUUAAAAGGCAACAAUCACAAUUAGUUGCACAGAAUUCGACCAGCAAUGAUGAUUAUACGGAAAUACCGCAGUACCCUCCUAUACAUGAUCUUUCCUUUCGACCGCGUAAAGAGAGGGAAUCCCAAAAUUGGCAUGAAGAAAUUAUGAAAGUUCCCACAGUCGAAGAAAAGAUGAUUAAAAUCAAUAUGCCCCGUUAUUAUGGUUAUAAAGUGGUGGAUUUACAUGAUCGCUGUUUGCCAUACAACUGUUUGCCAGCUCUUCAGCACUACACCCGAACAGUAUUUGAAAAAAUGUCUUCGAAAGUUAGUGAUGAAAUAUUGGAAAAUCAAGUAGAAAUCGUAAGGGCCGAUAUUCAAGAUGCUAUAGAAACGGCUUGUGACUGUUUCAGAUUAAAGUAUCCUAUUUCGUCCGAAUUGGAUCUUAUCGAACGCGACCAAUUAUUGAGUCAAACUAUUGUGGAACAGAUUAAUCGCGCUUUAAUAAAUGUUUUAGCCGCCGAUUACCAGCAUUUACAAGAAGUAGAAGUUGAUUAUAAUCCACGGCAUGAAGCUUUUUGGGCUGUUGGUGGCAUUAAACCACCUCGAAAUAUUGUAAAAUCUAAAGAAGGUCACAAAUGGCAAAAAGAAUUUGCGAAAGAUCCAGUCGAUCGACUAAUGCAGUAUAGGGGUUCACCUUUACUCGCGCUAAGACAUCGUUUUCAAUUGGCACCUUGGAAGGAAGAAACUGAAAUAGAAAAUCCGAAAUUAGCAGAAAAAUUGCCACGUUAUGAGCUUGAUCCGGUUACUUUAGGUUUUACGAAAAGUUAUAGACACGGCACCAAUACAGCCGGUUAUUGGCCCAGCAAUUUGCCCGGAUUUGGUUACCUAUCUUAUCAGUCGCGCGCAGUCAUGCAAAUACGCCCCGCUAGUUAUGGUGCUGAUGAUUUCAAGGAUGCCCUACAUGCUCAAGCUAUACAAUCAGGUUUUGCUUGGCUAUUGGCUCAAGCUAAUUAUAAUGGUUUUAAUACGUAUAGUGAGUUAACAUAUCCAAUGAAUAGUCAGACCAUUGUAACAAACGGGCGUUCGUGGUCCUUCUAUGAAUAUCAGUUAAAUACUUUACUGACGAAUAGUAAUCAAAUUGAUCGAAACCCAAAAGUGAAUUAUUGUCGAGGUACUGAAGAAUUAAAUCUUUAUGAAGCAAUUGAUGAAAACGGAAAAAUAAAGGGCUUUAAUGAUUUGGUAUUACGGCAUUUGAUAAAAUUCUAUACAAAAAUACCGAAUAUUCAACGUUCAGCUGCGGAGUUGCAACCUUAUUUGAAUGCCCAGAUUAAACGUAUAGCGGAUUAUGCGGACGACGAAAAGCGUGAUUUCUUAGAUAAGACUUACAAAUAUUUGGCUUCUAAUCGUUCACGUCAUUUAGAGCUACCGGAAAUUUAUUUAUGGGAGAAAAUCUACAAAAUUGAUAAUAAAACGAGGCCAUUAGAAGCAAGACGACGCUUCUUCGAACUAAAUAUUAAUCCAUGGCGGCGUACAUUGGAUCAGCAUCAAAAGGAAUACAUCCCGAAGGUAUUACGACCUGAAGGUCCUAAAAGUAAAAAGAAAUGGAAGCCCACCUAUUAUCCUUAAACAUAUUGAAUGAUUGAAGAUAUUUAAAGCAGUUCAAAUUUCUCUUAAUUUGCAAAUAAAUUCAUAUACAAUAAA
Messenger RNA from Glossina fuscipes, 1840 nucleotides. It is a transcript of the gene mRpS30, whose product is annotated as 39S ribosomal protein S30, mitochondrial. Gene Ontology annotation, cellular component: ribosome; mitochondrial large ribosomal subunit; mitochondrion. The coding region runs from base 92 to 1765 and encodes 557 amino acids. Gene Ontology annotation, molecular function: structural constituent of ribosome. Gene Ontology annotation, biological process: translation. The record is from RefSeq and is a predicted model, not a curated record. Lineage: Eukaryota; Metazoa; Arthropoda; Insecta; Diptera; Glossinidae. The transcript has 3 exons.